GCCUCAGGAGUCUUGUUCAAUGGCAUCACCAGGAUCGAUGGCUCACUGUCUGCUCUUCGGGCUGUCAAGUCGCAUAAUGUACGAUACAUGUGCCUUGCUGAUCCUGGAGGGAUGGCCACUGAAGCAGAAACUGAACACCAAUUCAAGGAGCGCAUUAGAGCGAACAAGGACGAUCGGCUAUUCCAGGGAAACGUUAUCCACCCACAGACGCCCCUGCGUCUGCUGCCCGACGAGGUAAAGCAGAAUCAAGUUGUAUACAUUGCUGGACGGAAACCAAAUAAGGCCCGGAACGUCGCUCAAUCGUACGGGUUCAAGAAGAUCGUAACUGGCGCAGACUUGCUGGACGAAAACUUGGAAUUGUUCCCGUUUGAUCCAUUGAAGGUUACGGGGAAGAAGGGUCGCACGAAGACCAAAGCACUACCUGACGGAACCUCAACCUUCAAACCUAGCACUAAGAACAAGAAACAAGAACCGAACCUCUUGAGGAACCUAAAGAUCGACCACAUUUUUAUCUGGAACGAGCCAAGGGACUGGUUCCUCGAGAUACAACUCAUUCUUGACAUGCUGAUAUCUCAGCAGGGCUACAUCGGUACCGUGUCCACCAAGAACGGUGACACCGGGCUGCCAAAUAACGGCUGGCUGCAGGACGGCCAGCCCAAAAUAUGGGCCAACGUCGAGGAUUUCGAAUUCGAGACAGCGUCAUACCACCUUCACCGCUUAGGCACUGGCGCGUUCCUGGAAGCCCUGAAGAGUGUCUGGCGGGCCAAGACGGGGUGCGAGGAACUAGAAUACGAACACGUCGGCAAGCUGUCCGGGAUGACCCUCGAGUACGCCCACGACCAGAUCCUCCGCGCAUACGCGCGUUGGAUGACCGAGAAGGGCCUGGAGCCGGUGGUCGAGAAGUCCGAGGUUCGGCGGGUGUAUGUGAUCAGCGACAACCCGGAGAAGGAUCUUCAGGCCGUGCUGGAUUUCAAGCCGGAGGGCGGGACGGAAUACAUCCCCAUCCUGGUGCGGUCGGGGGCUUGGACCGGCACGACAAAGGAGCUGGAGCGCAAGCCGGCCGCGGUUGUGGACGACGCGCUGGAUGCUGUCGUUUGGGCCAUGCGGAACGAAGGAGUCGAUGCCCACCGUGAGAUCCUCGACGUGCCCAGACACCUCAUGGGCCUGGUGGGCGUGGGUGAGGUGGUCAGAGAGGAGGUGAUGGCGGAGCGAUUACGCUUGAAGAGGGAGUAA
Clonostachys rhizophaga is the source of this 1233-nucleotide messenger RNA. Lineage: Eukaryota; Fungi; Ascomycota; Sordariomycetes; Hypocreales; Bionectriaceae. The record is from the annotation of a GenBank genome assembly.